AUGCAAGCACCAGAAGGAAUACCUCAUUCCAACCAUAUGAAUCCACCUCGACCGGCGGAAGAAUCUCGUCUUUCCAAAGGUCGAUCUCGUAAAGGUCCAAAAUCCCAAUCCAAACGCCAACCGAAGCAACCCACGGGACCUACUACAAAGUCGGCUACCAAGCAGGCUACCCACCACAGUUACGACGAUGUUCAUGCACCAGGCACAAUUACCAUUAGCGUAAAGAAUGACGGGACAUUGGUCGUCGAUCACAACUUGGGCUUCCCAGCAUAUAAACUCUCCAAACCCGAUCGAGUCAAUGGAGAAUUAGUUGCGAGAGAAGAGAAGCUCAAACAGACAAAGUUGAGACUCAAAAAAGCACACACCCAAUUUCAAGAGUCAAUAAACCGACUCCACAACGAAUUAGAUCUGCUAAAGAAUAAUGAUUCUGUAGGCUUAUUAACACAUAAAAGCCUUUUGAGUUUGAAUGAAAGCCACAAAGAAGAUAAAUCCACAAAUCCAUUUAAACAUAAAAUGGGAAAAGAAAUCAGUAAAACUGCAAGACACAGCAAAUCUUUAGAUUCAUUGGGAUACAUAGAAAUGUAA
This is a messenger RNA of Sclerotinia borealis F-4128, 585 nucleotides long. The record is from the annotation of a GenBank genome assembly. Lineage: Eukaryota; Fungi; Ascomycota; Leotiomycetes; Helotiales; Sclerotiniaceae.